GUAUUCUCAUUACAACCAUUGCUAACAAGAGUGAGCUGACACAAUGGCCACAACUUCUCCCACAUCUAUGCCACCUCCUGGACUCUGAGGACUAUAAUGUCUGUGAGGGAGCGUUUGGCGCGCUGCAGAAGAUCUGCGAGGAUUCUUCGGAGAUUCUUGAUAGCGACGCCCUCGAUCGACCUCUCAACGUCAUGAUCCCAAAGUUCCUACAGUUCUUCAAACACAGCAGUCCGAAAAUCAGAGCGCACGCUAUAUCAUGUGUCAAUCAGUUCAUCAUCUGCCGGGCCCAGGCCCUCAUGCUGCACAUCGACCAGUUUAUAGAGAACCUCUUUCAUCUUGCGAACGACGACGACGCUGAGGUGAGAAAGAACAUCUGCCGGGCGCUCGUCAUGCUACUGGAAGUACGAAUGGAUCGACUAAUCCCACACAUGCACAGCAUAGUCGAGGUAAUGUCCUAUCUAUCAUCACAGCAGUGGCCCACGUCGCUGCCGACACCCGGAAAUGCCGACGGACCUUCAACGAUCUCCCGCCGUCGCUGCCACGCCGACCGCCGAUAA
Messenger RNA from Priapulus caudatus, 557 nucleotides. RefSeq names its product transportin-1-like. Gene Ontology annotation, biological process: protein import into nucleus. The record is from RefSeq and is a predicted model, not a curated record. Gene Ontology annotation, molecular function: nuclear import signal receptor activity; protein binding. NCBI's taxonomy places the organism in Eukaryota, Metazoa, Priapulida, Priapulimorpha, Priapulimorphida, Priapulidae. Gene Ontology annotation, cellular component: cytoplasm; nucleus.